CCUUCCUCCUUGAAGCUUCUAGAACCGGGGCAUAAAGGUGUGGUCCAGUGUCGGCCCGCCCCCCUCCCUGGGCGGAAGUUGAAUGCUACCGGAAGUCGCGGUGCGGUGAGUUGGCUAUGGCGACCGAGGGGGACGUGGAGUUGGAGUUGGAGACCGAGACCAGUGGCCCGGAGCGGCCUCCUGAGAAGCCACGGAAACAUGACAGUGGUGCCGCGGACCUGGAGCGGGUCACCGACUACGCGGAGGAGAAGGAGAUCCAGAGCUCCAACCUGGAGACGGCUAUGUCCGUCAUUGGAGAUAGACGGUCCCGGGAGCAGAAAGCCAAACAGGAGCGGGAGAAGGAACUGGCAAAGGUCACAAUCAAGAAGGAAGAUCUGGAGUUGAUAAUGACAGAGAUGGAGAUCUCUCGAGCAGCAGCAGAAAGGAGCUUGCGGGAACACAUGGGCAAUGUGGUAGAAGCUCUUAUUGCCCUAACCAACUGAUAGGUGCUUUCUCAGACAUUUUUUGGAUUAACUUAUUGCAAUAAAGUUUUUUGUUUGUUUGUUUGUUUUA
Messenger RNA from Castor canadensis (American beaver), 552 nucleotides. RefSeq names its product huntingtin interacting protein K (gene Hypk). Lineage: Eukaryota; Metazoa; Chordata; Mammalia; Rodentia; Castoridae. The record is from RefSeq and is a predicted model, not a curated record. Gene Ontology annotation, biological process: negative regulation of apoptotic process; protein stabilization.